Porites lobata is the source of this 3490-nucleotide messenger RNA. The record is from the annotation of a GenBank genome assembly. Lineage: Eukaryota; Metazoa; Cnidaria; Anthozoa; Scleractinia; Poritidae.
AUGAUCCGACAACCCAGCAGUGUGAUUAUCGCAGGCCCGUCGGGCAGUGGCAAGACGGAUUUGGUGGAACAAUGGUUACGGUACCUCAACGUGUUUCAAGUCAAACCCCGUAAGAUUGUGUAUGCCUAUGAUCGCUGGCAACCCCGAUUCGAGCGUAUGCAACAAAAGGAUGGGAUUCAAUUUUAUCGCGGGUUACCGGACCCCCGUCAUUUGACGCAAUGGUUUGGUCGAACGCGUGGCGGGGUGUUGGUCUUGGACGACCUGAUGGAAGAAGGGGGACAAGACAAGCGCGUGUUGGAUUUGUUCACCAAAGAUUCGCAUCAUCGCAACAUCACGGUGUUGUAUUUGACGCAAGAUUUAUUCCCGCCGGGUAAAUUUUCCAAGACCAUCAAUCGCAACGCGCAUUACAUUGUGGCCUUCAAAAACCCCCGGGAUCAAACAGGGAUACGGACCAUUUUAUUGCAAGCCUUUCCGGAUCGAUGGCGUCAAGUCUUGCGCCUAUUUAAACGCAUCACGGCCCGUCCGUUUGGCUAUUUGAUGUUGGAUGUACAUCCAGCCUCGGAUGAUCGCUACCGCCUGUGGAGUCAUUUAACGCCCCGAGAAGGCAAAGCCCAAGUCCACACCUUGCGGGCGGAUGUCCCUGCCGAUCGAAAACGCGCUGCUACGAGAACGCGAACGUCAACGGCGGCAAAGAGAAGGCGGACAACAUACUGAGUUAGCUGCUCGCAUGGACGCUCACACGCCCGCGGGGGUAGGUUCCCCCUCGGUCCUCCGAGAUCUCAGCAGCAUGACGGACAUGGUGACCGAAUUGUCUCGACCCGUGGAUCGUACCCAAUUGCAGCAAGACAUUGACGAGUUCAAUUUGACUUACCCGGUCAAUGUAGACGAUGCCUUGAAUGCCUUCACGCUCCCGCCCGUGGCAGGCACUGGUACAGCCCCUGUCACCACUGCCACCACCACCACCACCACGGCAGCCCCAACCCGCCCCACGACCACCACCACCAGCCGACCACGACCCGUCACGUCCACCCGAACACGCCCUACCACCACGGCUACGACCACCACCGCCCCUGCCCGCCCCUCCACCUCCCGCCGCAGUGUCGGGGCAGGAACCAGGACUACCACCUCGACCGUGACCACCCCCACUGGACGCCCCACCAUCGCUGCCAAACAACCGCGACGGCGCCCCAGGGUGCCCUCCCCACCGUCCCCAGGUUCGUCCCCUCCGUCCGAUGACGAGGAUGGCGAUGAUGAUGAUGACGAUCGACGGCGAGGCUUAAGGCGACGGUUGGAUUUGCUCAAUGAAGAUGCUCAAGAACGGGCACGAGGUCGACGGAUUCGCAACAUCACGCACACUAAUACGGUGACGACCGUCUAUGAAGAGGGGGGUCGUCCCUCGGUGCGCCGCACCUCCACCCGAACCUCCAGCCCAAGUCCACCCAGACCACCACGCCGAGGACGGGGCCGUGGCCGAGCACGCGGACGGGGCCGAGCCCGUGGACGAGGUCGUAGUAUAUAAAAACAGGGACCUUUCUUCCCCUGUCCCAAAAAUGUGUGGCCGUUGUCGAUACGCGAUGGGACGCAAACGCCAACGCAGGACGACACGACGACGACCCGCCAAACGACGACGGCGUGUGAGUCAAGUAGGGGGUGUUGCGGUCAGCAUGCCCCUAGGGAUUCUCAAAGCCGGCUAUGGGAUCACCAAAGCCAUCGGGGAUCAUCAAACCAAGCGUGCCAUCGCCAUUGGCGAAAAACGUCGACGAGAAGUGGCCUCCGGCAAACGGAAAAAAUACGCGGGGGAAUCCUUUAAUUGUUCCAUUAUGUAAAAAAACUAUAAAAGACCCAAGGUGUGUCCUCCCUCGGACAGUUCAUCAUCAUCAUGUAUUGUGGUCCACGACGACGAAAACGACGCCGAAAGCAACGCGGGGGUAUUCUCCCGUUUCUCAUUCCCGCAGCGGUGGCUGCCGCCGUCCUCAUGAAGAAGAAAAAGAAAAAGAAAGUGGGCAAGAUGAGUGCCGCCAAUCAACGACUGGCCCAACGACGAGUCCAGCGGAUGUUCAAUCGAAUGCCGGGUUGGGCUGGUUCGAAACGCUGAAAAGGCUAUAAAAGAAACGCUGGGUGGGACACACGAUUCUCAUUGAAGAAUGGUUCGUGGCCCCAACGGUCGUCGACAUCGUUAUGUCCCUCGAAUACGACGCCGCCGACGUGGACGCCAACGCGGUGCUAAACUCCCGCUGUUGGCAAUGGCUCUCUCGCCUUUGUAUCUCCGGAAAUUCAAACCCAGAAUCCGACUACGACGCCCAGACUAAACGACGCCCAAAACGCAAAGCCGUCACGUUUGCGUUGGAUUGGGAUGACCAGUAUGUUGCCGCCUUGUGUGCCCGGUGCCGACAUCACAUGCAAACGCAUUAUCAUGGGGAAUUGUGUGGUCGGUGUGGCGCCAUUUUUACCAUAAAUAGACCUUGGUCCUUGCCUGAACUCGAGAUUCAUCAUGGGGUGGCGCAUGGAACGUCAAGCCCCGUUCUUAAAAAGUGUCUUACGAGAAGCCAAUCAACACAAACGACAAGAAUUGUUGCGGAUGGCCAAUGCGGAUCAGAUCAAUGCUGUCAGUGAAUUGGUGAUGAAUACCCUCCGUGGCACCGUCCCCCGUUCCCGACACACCAUUACGUUACUCAAACCUCACGCUCAGAGUUUACGCGCCAUGGCUAAACCCGCUCAUUCCGUCAAACGCCGACGCGCUAUCAUGAUGGCUCAAAAAGGGGGUACCCUCUGGCCGGAACUCUACCGAUGUUAUAAACGUUGCAUGCGUUAAAGAAAACCCCUCAGUUGCACCAUGGAACCCGAGAUGGUCAGCACCACGGUGAACAACGCCCCGGCUUUUUUACAAUUACGAGACCAGUACAAACAAGAAUUGGUGGAAGACACCCGCUUGACCAAAGCCGCCGAUUUAGCCGCCAAACAACAUGUCCUCUUGACCAGUGAUGUCCCUGAUGCCUGGAAACGGCCUCAACUCAAAGCCGUCAGCCGUCAAUUACGCCAUUGGACUAAAAAAGUGCGCCAACCCUUUGGAGCCGCUGCUGGGGGUGUGACCGCUGCCGGGGCCACGACGCCGGGCGACGAUGAUUUUGAAGCGGGUCCCAUGCAAGCCUGGUUCACGCAAUUGGUCAAGGCCACCCAGGGUAUAAAACAAGGCACCCCGACUGGUGGACCCAGAAAACCCCCUGUCCCGCCCAAACCAAGGUUCACGCCCAGUGCCAAAAAGAAACUCAAGUUUACCACCCCAUCGACCAGUGCGGAGUUGGCCAAAGAAUUGCCCUUUUCAGAGGACGUGGGCCCGACACCUUGGGACACCCCCUCCUUAGCCGUCAAGCGCAAAAUCAGACAAAAAGCCAAAGAAGUGGCCAAAAAGAGAGCUACGAGUAUCGCCAAAAAGAAAGCCGCAGGUUGGGCCAAGAAAGCCUUGGAUUGGAAAUCGUGGAAAACCCCCUAA